AUGGAGUCUACUGGACUUUUGAGCAUCCUGGUGCUAUCCAUCCUUCUAGUGAAUGUCCAGGGACCUGGUCUGACUGACAGGUUCUUUCCCAAGAGAUGCCCCAGAGUCCAAGAGAAUUGUGAAUUCAAGGAAAGGGACCAAUGUUCGAAGGACAGAAAAUGCCAGAUCGGCGAGAAGUGUUGUGUCUUCAGCUGUGGACGGAAAUGUUUAAAACUCCAUCAGGUCCCCCUGCAGACAUAUGCAGCAUGCCCAAAGAACCUGGCCCCUGCCUUGCCUCUUUCCAUCGUUGGUGGUAUGAUAAGACAAAUAAUACCUGCUCCAGCUUCAUCUAUGGUGGCUGCAAAGGGAACCAUAACAACUUCCAAUCCCAAGACAUGUGCCAGAGGUUCUGCCGCAAAAAAAGGUGAGUCCCAGGGGCCCCAGUCUCCUGUCCUCGCCAGGGUUAUGCUGUGGGGGGGUGGCCUUGGUGUCCCUUGGUCCCUUCUGGGAUGGUUACAUCCUUGAGGGAACCAACUCCCAUCAGGAGGGAAGGUGUCUUGCAGAGGGUUGGACAGUGGCUUUCUGGGAACUGAGGUUGGGAAGGGACGCAGUUGUGAAUCAAAGCUGGUGAGUGUGACAAGUGGAGGGAGGAUGCAGACAUGAUGAAAUCCCAGAGCUUCAGGGAAGUCACAGGAUAU
Molecule: messenger RNA, 677 nt
Organism: Phacochoerus africanus (Common warthog)
Lineage: Eukaryota; Metazoa; Chordata; Mammalia; Artiodactyla; Suidae
Product: eppin-like
Exons: 3
Coding region: 1-504 (167 amino acids)
Biological process (GO): negative regulation of peptidase activity
Cellular component (GO): extracellular region
Molecular function (GO): serine-type endopeptidase inhibitor activity
Source: RefSeq, a predicted model, not a curated record